UUACAGAACUAUAACAUCGGUAAGAUAACGUUUAAUUUAUUUCCCCUGUCAUGUCAAGGUGCCACCGGAGUAGCAGUAUAAAUAGGCGCGAUGGCAUGGCAAACAGUAGCAAUAAUUUGUUUUGAUCAAAAGUUGAUGUCUACAAAUAUGGGAGGCAUAAAUCUUUUGUUGCCCUUAUUGGUCAUCGGGCCGAUGAUCGCAAUAGCUACAGCAAAUCCCUUUAGCCAUGUCAACGAUUGUCGCAACCAAGCCGAUGGCGCUUAUCUCAUUGAUCCCCGUAGCUGUUCGCACUAUUACAUCUGUUACCAGGGUCAACGUUACCGUCAACGCUGUCCCAGUGGCCUAUUCUAUGAUGAUCACACCCGAAUGUGUAACAUUGCCGGUCUGGUCAAGUGUGCCCAAUUGAAACGUAUUGCGCUUCGAUUGAAUGAAUAUUCCAGCAUGGAAAGGGAUGUGUCGUCGGAAGGCGGAGCUGCCAGAGAAAAUUGCAAAACAACAACUCCGGCUCCUUGUCAUCCUGAAGUUGUGACAACAACGACUCCGUGUCACGCUCAACCACCACGUAGCACUACAACAACUCCAUGCCAUUCGGAGCCACCAUCCUCGACAACAACAACUCCCCAAAAUCCACCGUCCUCCACCACAACAACUCCAUGCCAAACUGAACCACCAUCCUCCACGACCACAACUCCCCAAAAUCCACCGUCCUCCACCACAACAACUCCAUGCCAAACUGAACCACCAUCCUCCACGACCACAACUCCCCAAAAUCCACCGUCCUCCACCACAACAACUCCAUGCCAAACUGAACCACCAUCCUCCACGACCACAACUCUCCAAAAUCCACCGUCCUCCACCACAACAACUCCAUCGACCACAACUCCCCAAAAUCCACCGUCCUCCACCACAACAACUCCAUCGACCACAACUCCCCAAAAUCCACCAUCCUCCACGACCACAACUCCCCAAAAUCCACCAUCCUCCACGACCACAACUCCCCAAAAUCCACCGUCCUCCACCACAACAACUCCAUGCCAAACUAAACCACCAUCCUCCACGACCACAACUCCCCAAAAUCCACCGUCCUCCACCACAACAACUCCAUGCCAAACUGAACCACCAUCCUCCACGACCACAACUCCCAAAAAUCCACCGUCCUCCACCACAACAACUCCAUGCCAAACUAAACCACCAUCCUCCACGACCACAACUCCCCCAAAUUCCGAGCCACCAUCCUCCACUACAACAACUCCCCAAAAUCCACCGUCCUCCACGACCACAACUCCAUGCCAUCCUGAGCCACCAUCCACCACGACCACAACUCCCCAAAAUCCACCGUCCUCCACCACAACAACUCCAUGCCAAACUGAACCACCGUCCUCCACGACCACAACUCCCAAAAAUCCACCGUCCUCCACCACAACAACUCCAUGCCAAACUAAACCACCAUCCUCCACGACCACAACUCCCCAAAAUCCACCGUCCUCCACCACAACAACUCCAUGCCAAACUAAACCACCAUCCUCCACGACCACAACUCCCCAAAAUCCACCGUCCUCCACGACCACAACUCCCCAAAAUCCACCGUCCUCCACCACAACAACUCCAUGCCAAACUGAACCACCAUCCUCCACGACCACAACUCCCCAAAAUCCACCGUCCUCCACCACAACAACUCCAUGCCAAACUAAACCACCAUCCUCCACGACCACAACUCCCCAAAAUCCACCGUCCUCCACGACCACAACUCCCCAAAAUCCACCGUCCUCCACCACAACAACUCCAUGCCAAACUGAACCACCAUCCUCCACCACCACAACUCCCCAAAAUCCACCAUCCUCCACGACCACAACUCCCCAAAAUCCACCGUCCUCCACCACAACAACUCCAUGCCAAACUAAACCACCAUCCUCCACGACCACAACUCCCCAAAAUCCACCGUCCUCCACCACAACAACUCCAUGCCAAACUGAACCACCAUCCUCCACGACCACAACUCCCCAAAAUCCACCGUCCUCCACCACAACAACUCCAUGCCAAACUAAACCACCAUCCUCCACGACCACAACUCCCCCAAAUUCCGAGCCACCAUCCUCCACUACAACAACUCCACAAAAUCCACCGUCCUCCACGACCACAACUCCAUGCCAUCCUGAGCCACCAUCCACCACGACCACAACUCCCCAAAAUCCACCGUCCUCCACCACAACAACUCCAUGCCAAACUGAACCACCAUCCUCCACGACCACAACUCCCCAAAAUCCACCGUCCUCCACCACAACUACUCCAUGCCAAACUGAACCACCAUCCUCCACGACCACAACUCCCCAAAAUCCACCGUCCUCCACGACCACAACUCCCCAAAAUCCACCGUCCUCCACGACCACAACUCCCAAAAAUCCACCGUCCUCCACCACAACAACUCCAUGCCAAACUAAACCACCAUCCUCCACGACCACAACUCCCCAAAAUCCACCGUCCUCCACCACAACAACUCCAUGCCAAACUGAACCACCAUCCUCCACGACCACAACUCCCCAAAAUCCACCGUCCUCCACGACCACAACUCCCCAAAAUCCACCGUCCUCCACCACAACAACUCCAUGCCAAACUGAACCACCAUCCUCCACGACCACAACUCCCCAAAAUCCACCGUCCUCCACGACCACAACUCCCCAAAAUCCACCGUCCUCCACCACAACAACUCCAUGCCAAACUAAACCACCAUCCUCCACGACCACAACUCCCCAAAAUCCACCAUCCUCCACGACCACAACUCCCCAAAAUCCACCGUCCUCCACCACAACAACUCCAUGCCAAACUAAACCACCAUCCUCCACGACCACAACUCCCCAAAAUCCACCGUCCUCCACCACAACAACUCCAUGCCAAACUGAACCACCAUCCUCCACGACCACAACUCCCCAAAAUCCACCGUCCUCCACGACCACAACUCCCCAAAAUCCACCGUCCUCCACCACAACAACUCCAUGCCAAACUAAACCACCAUCCUCCACGACCACAACUCCCCAAAAUCCACCGUCCUCCACGACCACAACUCCCCAAAAUCCACCGUCCUCCACCACAACAACUCCAUGCCAAACUAAACCACCAUCCUCUACGACCACAACUCCCCAAAAUCCACCGUCCUCCACCACAACAACUCCAUGCCAAACUGAACCACCAUCCUCCACGACCACAACUCCCCAAAAUCCACCAUCCUCCACGACCACAACUCCCCAAAAUCCACCGUCCUCCACCACAACAACUCCAUGCCAAACUGAACCACCAUCCUCCACGACCACAACUCCCCAAAAUCCACCGUCCUCCACCACAACAACUCCCCGAAAUUCCGAGCCACCAUCCUCCACGACCACAACUCCAUGCCAUCCUGAGCCACCAUCCUCGACUACAACAACUCCCCAAAAUUCUGAACCACCAUCUUCCACCACCACAACUCCAUGCCAUCCUGAGCCCCCAGUGACUACAACAACAACUCCAUGUCAUCCUAGAACUACAACUCCCUGUCACCAGACCACAACACCCUGUCCUCAGAGUAAACAAAAUCGAAAAAAGGUUUCUUCCACUUUAAGGGCCAGAUCUGGUAAAAUAACCUCCCGACGAAACCAGCAUCCAAUCUGCGUGGGACAGGCCCAUGGAUCUUUGGUACGUGAUCCCAAUGACUGUGGCAAAUUCCACGCCUGCCUCGACGGAAGAAGUGUAGAAUUUAACUGUCCCGCUAAUCUCUACUUCGAUGAGACCAAGAUGGUUUGCAACUUCCGAAAUAUGGUCAAAUGUGACAUCGGCAACAAAUAGAUUGGUCUGCAGCAAAAAAUUUCAAAAUAAAAUAUCUAAAGCAUCGUAAAUUGUGAAU
Musca domestica (house fly) is the source of this 3874-nucleotide messenger RNA. RefSeq names its product mucin-2-like. Gene Ontology annotation, cellular component: extracellular region. NCBI's taxonomy places the organism in Eukaryota, Metazoa, Arthropoda, Insecta, Diptera, Muscidae. The transcript has 2 exons. Gene Ontology annotation, molecular function: chitin binding. The coding region runs from base 91 to 3816 and encodes 1241 amino acids. The record is from RefSeq and is a predicted model, not a curated record.